Molecule: messenger RNA, 1134 nt
Organism: Suillus subalutaceus
Lineage: Eukaryota; Fungi; Basidiomycota; Agaricomycetes; Boletales; Suillaceae
Exons: 9
Coding region: 101-742 (213 amino acids)
Source: RefSeq, a predicted model, not a curated record
AUAUAAAAGCCCCCUUGCUGAGAUUCUAACCCCAGAACUCGAGCUCUUCAAUCCACACUCAAUCUCAACUAGUGCACUUUGUGUUUAAAGAUCUGCAACAAUGUCACGCCCCUUCACCAGGCAUUUGACCUUCCAGUCCAACGACCUCGGCAAGGAGGUGACGAUCAUGCUCGCUUUGGUCGAUGAAAACAUGCAAAGCCUUUACAAGGACCGCUUCCCGGUAGUUUGGAAGGUCAGCAAAUUCGGGCAGUCGGGUCCAUACAGGGCUCAAGCUAUCUACACGAACCAGCUUGCUUUCUGCAAAGCCCAGCUCACGGAUGGGAACUUCAUCAGCGCUGGAACCAGCGUCAAGGUCAACGUCGGCCAGAAAAUAACCCUUACCGAGGCCAACGAUGUCUUUAGUUUCUCUUCCCCUUCGCAGGGAUCCUCUGGCUUCGUGCAGGCCUUGAACCAGACUGGGGCCCUUCAAGAUAUCGCAGUUGGCUUUCUUAACAAAGGAGACUUCAUGCCCACGCCUGCACUCUACUUCGACGAGGUUGGAGAUGGCAGUCAUGUCACGGCACAGUUCACUCCGAUCCUGCGUGCCUAUAUCACGUCAGACUAUCAAGAGACCUCAAUUAUACGAGGUGCCAUCGAAACCCCUGUAAUCUGGAAGCAGGACCUUUCUGUGCUUGCCGAGAAUACGGUUUGGAACCUCAAGCGCGACGGGGUCACUGGACGUUACACGAUCACCCAUGCGUGAUUGAGGAAUGCGACAUUGGGCGCGCAUAAAUAUCUGUUCUGUGAGGUCUGCAUUUCAAUGUUCACUCUGCUUUCGUAGCUUCCACCAGUGGACUCACUUAGUUGCUUGUAUGUCAUGUAUUUCGCAAUAGUUGACCGUUGUACCGUUUAUAUGGGGAUUUAUCUUUGUGUUUGAAAUCUUGCUUUUUUUUGAACAAGAUCUCCCGCGGCCCGAGCUGUGCAUGUCAAGAUACUGUGGACCUAUCGAACAUUAAGGCUCCACCUGACAUCGGUCAGUCAAAAAGUUAUAGCGCAAAGACACUGACGACUGGAAGGUCAAAUUCCUGGUGAAGGGGCGUGACACUGAUUCAGAUUUUUAAACACAAAGUGUACUAGUUGAGAUUGAGUGCGGAU